AUGCGUCUUCCCUACGCCGAUCCCUCUUCCACAACAUUCUCUUCUCCUGCCGACCGCGCAAUAAUUGAACGUGUUGAAGCACGCCGUGCACCACGUCCUCUCCAACCCUUGGACUUAACAUUAUUACAUAGUCCCCCGGUUGCAGAUGGCUGGAACUCUUUUCUCGGAGCAGUGAGAACGCAAACGGGGUUGGCGGAUGAUAUUAGAGAGAUAGCGAUUUGUAGAGUCGCUAUUUGUAAUAGGGCUUGGUAUGAAUGGGGACAUCAUGCGCCGUUGGCGCAGAAGGGAGGGGUUAGUGAUGAGGGGAUGAAGGUGCUUAAGAGGGAGAAGUGUGAUAGGGAGGGAAAGGGUGAUGAGAAUGGGGAUGCGGAGGGAUUGAGUGGGAAGCAGUGGGCAGUGGUUAAGUAUACGGAUGAGAUGACAAGGAAUGUUAGGGUGCCGGAAGAGGUUUUUGAGGAGUUGAAAAGGUGGUUUGAUGAGAAGGAAAUUGUUGAGUUGACGGCUACGAUUGCAGCAUACAACUGUGUGAGCAGAUUCCUGGUGGCUUUAGAUGUUGGCGAAAGGAACAAACUUACUGGUCCCGAUGAUGUGGCUCAUUAA
This is a messenger RNA of Sclerotinia sclerotiorum 1980 UF-70, 600 nucleotides long. RefSeq lists its product as hypothetical. Bases 1 to 600 code for a protein of 199 amino acids. Gene Ontology annotation, molecular function: peroxiredoxin activity. The record is from RefSeq and is a predicted model, not a curated record. The transcript has 3 exons. NCBI's taxonomy places the organism in Eukaryota, Fungi, Ascomycota, Leotiomycetes, Helotiales, Sclerotiniaceae.